ACCCCGCGCGUGAAGUGUAUGACGUCACUGUGGUUGUUUGGGUGAAGGAGGUAAACGGGCGACCGUGUGGAUUUUCGCAAAAUACCGACUCGGGGGCGGUUUUAUGGUGAAGCGUGACAUUUCGGCGUCCUGAACGAUGUCCACGCCGGCCAGAAGACGACUCAUGAGGGACUUUAAAAGGCUGCAAGAAGACCCUCCCACUGGAGUGAGUGGCGCUCCGUCAGAAAAUAACAUCAUGCUGUGGAAUGCGGUUAUUUUUGGGCCGAUGGGGACUCCAUUUGAAGAUGGAACAUUUAAGCUUGUGAUAGAGUUUUCAGAAGAGUAUCCAAACAAGCCUCCCACAGUUCGAUUCAUCUCUAAAAUGUUCCAUCCAAAUGUUUAUGCAGAUGGGAGUAUAUGUCUAGACAUCCUCCAGAAUCGAUGGAGCCCCACGUACGAUGUAUCGUCUAUCCUGACGUCCAUCCAGUCCCUGUUGGAUGAACCGAACCCUAACAGUCCAGCCAACAGCCAGGCUGCCCAGCUUUACCAGGAAAAUAAGCGGGAGUACGAGAAGAGAGUGUCGGCCAUCGUGGAGCAGAGCUGGAGUGACCCUUAACGCCCGAAUAAGCAGAAUUUAAAAAAAAAAAAACAACAAACCCAUGUGCUUCUCAUCACUGUUAUCGAAUCCAGUCUUUUAUUUACCUCAUCAAGAAAGGAAAUCAAUAACUGAAGAACUAUUAAGUGCCACAAGUUUAAAAAAAAAAUGUAGGGACUUUUUCUUGCUUGCCAACUUGUUUGAAGAAACCAACCUCUUGAGGUUCGUGUUAAUUUUUUUUUAUUGCAUGAUGUGAAAUAAGUUAUUGCUAACAGAAUUUGUAAUAUAUCUUUUUUUUUUUUUUUGUUGGUGGAGUUAUGCUGUUAAAGUUCAGUUUCUAAGGAGCCUUUUUAUGUUUAAUUUUAAUUUAAUUUUUUUUUUCCUGGUUUUAACAAUUUUUUUCAGUUCGGAGUACUUGUCCAGUUUAUAGAAUGGCAGAGGUAUGCUUAUUACUGAAAGAAUGGCUAUUUGCAGUUUUUAAUUCCAAAAAUAUCAGUGCUGUAUAGCUUGUGCAAAUAUGACAUCAUCUGCCACUGGUGAUGGUAAGCCCCUGCAGCACUGGAAUAUCACUGGCAGCAUUCCACUGCAGAGGGAGGGUGUGAUUGGCCAGGGUAUGCUGGAUGGCUGGCUCCGUCAGCGCCCCCUGCAGGUCUGUCAUGCACACACACGGUCUCAGCAGUUGAGCUUACAGCUCCUCCAGCUAGCAUCUUUAUAGGGGGUGGGGGGGCAAUCUGAUGGGCAGACUGUUCGGUGGGUGGGGGAUUGCGUGCGUCAUAUGACGCAGACCCCUGGGAGCCUUGCAGGAAGCAGAGUAUCCCUCAGGACAAUGACAGUGAGGUUGUAUUAGGUAUUUAAAAUUGGGGGAUGAAAUGAAAAUGUAAAGCAGGUAUCCACAAUAUCAAGCAGCAUGCCUGGCAUCCUAUGUUGAUUGUACUUUUGGAAUAAUUUUUUCCGUAAUUAAAACUGGUGUAUAUAAAUGA
This is a messenger RNA of Brienomyrus brachyistius, 1554 nucleotides long. RefSeq names its product ubiquitin-conjugating enzyme E2 B. NCBI's taxonomy places the organism in Eukaryota, Metazoa, Chordata, Actinopteri, Osteoglossiformes, Mormyridae. Gene Ontology annotation, molecular function: ubiquitin conjugating enzyme activity. Bases 137 to 595 code for a protein of 152 amino acids. The transcript is spliced from 6 exons. The record is from RefSeq and is a predicted model, not a curated record. Gene Ontology annotation, biological process: DNA repair; protein polyubiquitination; proteasome-mediated ubiquitin-dependent protein catabolic process. Gene Ontology annotation, cellular component: HULC complex.